AUGCCGUCUUUACUCGCGUACUGGCCCAUCGCCGCCGGCAUCGCCGCCCUCUACUUUUUCCAGAAGAUUUGGAUCGAGUAUUCGCAUCGCCGGCGCGCGAGCGCCCUCGGGUGCGGGCCCGUGUACCGCCGCCAGGGCAAGCUCCCAUUCAGCGUCGACCAGACGUACAAGGCGUUCCGCGCGCUCCAGGACAAUGAGUUCCUCAAUCUCGAGGUCACCACCCACCAGGAUCUCGGCCGGUCCACGUUUACUCAGCCAAACCUGGGCCGGGAUCUACUCAUGACGACGGACCCGGAGAACGUCAAGGCCCUACUCGCGACGCAGUUCAAGGACUUUGGCUUGGGGCCGAUGCGGUUGAAGAUCCUGGAGCCGCUUCUCGGGCUGGGCAUCUUUACGUCGGACGGCAAGGACUGGCAACAUUCCAGAGCCAUCCUGCGCCCUCAAUUUACCCGUACCCAAAUCUCCAAUCUCCACGUCGAAGAGAUCCACGUCCAGCAUCUUCUCAACCGGUUCGAGCACGGCGCCAACGGCUGGACCAAGGAUGUCAACCUCGUCCCCCUCUUCUUCAACCUGACGCUCGACUCCGCCACCGAGUUCCUCUUUGGCAAGAGUGUCAACACGCAGGUGCUCGGCGGUCCCCGCGCCGAGAGAACCACUACCGAGAAGGGAAGCGCCGACGAAAUCGAGGACUGGUCCUCCUUUGGCCGCUCGUUUGACAACGCCAACCAGACCAUGACGCAGCGCUUCCUCCUCAUGAACCUCUACUUCCUGCACAACCCGGCCUCGCUCCAGCAAUCCUGCGCCGAGGUGCGCCGCUUCGCCGACUACUACGUGCGGCGCGCCCUCGCGCGCUCCCCCGCCCUCGCCCAGGAGGAAGACGGCACCGACUACGUCUUCCUCAACGAGCUGGUCAAGGAGACGCGCGACCCGGACGUGCUCCGCAACCAGCUGCUCAACAUCCUCCUCGCCGGCCGCGACACCACGGCCGGCCUGCUCGGGUGGACCACGCUCCGGCUCGCCCGCCAGCCAGAGGUGUACGCCAAGCUGCGCGCCGCCGUGCUGGCCGCCUUUGGGCCCUAUUCGGCGUCGGACACGUCGCGCAUCACGUUCGAGUCCCUCAAGGCCUGCGCGUACAUGCAGCAUGUCCUGUCCGAGACGCUGCGCCUGCACCCCUCGGUGCCGACCAACUUCCGCCACGCGCUGCGCGACACCACGCUGCCCCGCGGCGGCGGCGACGACGGCCAGGCCCCCAUAUACAUCCGCGCCGGCUGCAACGUGCUGUACAGCACAAACGUCAUGCACCGCCGGCCGGAUCUCUGGGGGCCCGACGCCGACGAGUUCAAGCCGGAGCGCUGGGAGAAUAAAAAGUUCGGCUGGGAGUACCUGCCGUUCAACGGCGGGCCGCGCAUCUGCCUCGGCCAGCAGUUUGCCCUCACAGAGGCCGCGUACGUGCUCGUCCGCCUGGUGCAAAAGUACGACGCCAUGGAGAACCUGGACACGUCGCCGACCAUCAAGUCCAACCUAACCCUCACAUCGUCGCCAAUACAGACGCUGGUGAGGCUGCACGAGGCGUCCGACCGAGUUGAGUAA
This is a messenger RNA of Cordyceps militaris CM01, 1590 nucleotides long. Its product is annotated as Cytochrome P450. The coding region runs from base 1 to 1590 and encodes 529 amino acids. Gene Ontology annotation, molecular function: iron ion binding; oxidoreductase activity, acting on paired donors, with incorporation or reduction of molecular oxygen, reduced flavin or flavoprotein as one donor, and incorporation of one atom of oxygen; heme binding. NCBI's taxonomy places the organism in Eukaryota, Fungi, Ascomycota, Sordariomycetes, Hypocreales, Cordycipitaceae. The record is from RefSeq and is a predicted model, not a curated record. The transcript is spliced from 2 exons.